Molecule: messenger RNA, 255 nt
Organism: Arabis nemorensis
Lineage: Eukaryota; Viridiplantae; Streptophyta; Magnoliopsida; Brassicales; Brassicaceae
Source: the annotation of a GenBank genome assembly
AUGGUGAUCGGAGAUGAAGGCCACCGUGAAAUUUCCGGAGGUGAGAGGCGGCGAGUAUCCAUUGGGAUUGAUAUCAUCCACGAUCCGAUUCUGCUUUUCCUCGAUGAACCAACCGCUGGUCUCGACUCUACAAGUGCACACUCAAGGAGAUCGAUCAUCUUAACGUAUGAAUCAUACGUUAUGGUAGGCGGUGUUGGCCUUGGAGCAACAAAGGACUGCAGCUCAGGUAUGGUGAUGCUUGUUGUGGUUAGGUAG